This is a messenger RNA of Nelumbo nucifera (sacred lotus), 2287 nucleotides long. RefSeq names its product calcium-dependent protein kinase 8-like. Lineage: Eukaryota; Viridiplantae; Streptophyta; Magnoliopsida; Proteales; Nelumbonaceae. Gene Ontology annotation, molecular function: protein kinase activity; calcium ion binding; ATP binding. Gene Ontology annotation, biological process: protein phosphorylation. The record is from RefSeq and is a predicted model, not a curated record.
AACGUCUUUUGAAACAAUGGAGUUCUAAUAUCGAACCAGUACAGCCAGGGCUCAUUCGAGUUGCUCCCUCCGUUCCCUCGCCCUUACCAUCUCCCGUUCCCUCUCUCUUCAACCUCGUUUAUCACACUCUCCAUGGGAUGUUGUUUAUGAGACUUUGCAAUGGGAGGGUGUUUCUCUUCUGCAAACGCAACUCUCUCCCAGAGAGCUAACCAUCGCAAACCUUGCGCCAAGGGUGACAAAAAGGAUGUCGAUGAUGUCUCCCGAGAUUCUGUGGUCGUGCCGGUGCCCAAGGUCGUCCUACCGGCGGUUCUCACGGAGUCCACAGGAAACGACAUUCUGAAACGGUAUCACCUCGGGAGCGAGCUCGGGAGAGGAGAGUUUGGGAUCACGCGUCAAUGCGUAGACAUCGAAACGGGAGAAAAACUAGCUUGCAAGACGAUUUCAAAGAAUAAGCUUCGUUCGGAGAUCGAUGUGGAGGAUGUCAGGAGGGAAGUGGAGAUCAUGCGGCGUUUGCCUGUGCAUCCGAACGUUGUUAGGUUGAAGGAGUCUUAUGAGGAUGAAGAGGCCGUUCAUCUCGUCAUGGAGCUCUGCGAGGGCGGCGAGCUCUUUGAUCGUAUUGUUGCCCGUGGACAUUACACGGAGGGAGCUGCUGCCGUCGUCACCAAAACGAUUAUCGAGGUCGUCCAGAUGUGCCACAAUCAUGGGGUGAUGCAUCGGGACUUAAAGCCUGAGAAUUUCUUGUUUACAGACAGAACUGAAGAUUCUGUACUGAGGGCAAUUGAUUUUGGUCUUUCCAUAUUUUUUGAGCCUGGCCAGCGUUUCAAUGAAAUUGUUGGGAGCCCAUUUUAUAUGGCUCCGGAGGUCCUCAGACGGAAUUAUGGACCAGAGGUAGAUAUAUGGAGUGCAGGGGUUAUCCUCUACAUUUUGUUGUGUGGAGUUCCACCUUUCUGGGCAGAAACUGAAGAAGGAGUUGCACAGGCAAUUGUCCGAUCGGAUAUAGAUUUUAUUAGAGAUCCUUGGCCAAAGGUUUCUGAAGAUGCAAAAGACCUUGUAAGAGGCAUGCUCGAUCCAAAUCCGUACUGCCGAUUGACAGUUAAAGAAGUUCUUGAACAUCCAUGGCUGCAAAAUGCCAAUAAGGUACUGAAUGUUCCUCUAGGAGAAUGUGUCACAACAAUGAUUAAGCAGUUCUCAUUGAUGAAUAAAUUUAAGAAGAGAGCUCUAAGAGUUGUAGCAGAUAUCUUGCCAAUGGAUCAAACAGCUGGUAUUAAAAAGAUCUUUCAUAUGAUGGACACUGACAACAAUGGAAAUUUGACCUUUGAAGAAGUCAAAGAUGGACUCCAUAUGAUUGGGCAACCUGUUCCUGAUCCAGAUGUUCAGAUGUUAAUAGAUGCCGAGGACAUUGAUGGGAGUGGCACUCUGAACUAUGAGGAUUUCGUCACAAUCUCCAUUCACCUGAAAAGAAUUAGCAGUAAAGAACAUCUGUCCACAGCUUUUAAUUUGUUCGACAAGAACGAUAGUGGGUUUAUUGAGUAUGAAGAGUUGAGAGAAGCAUUACUAGAGGAUGACCUUGGCCCUGACAAUGAGCAGGUGAUUCGAGACAUACUCUCCGAUGUUGAUACAGACAAGGAUGGUCGAAUCAGCUAUGAAGAAUUCGAGGCAAUGAUGAAAGCCGGUAUGGAUUGGAAAAUGUCAUCUCGCCAAUAUUCAAGAUCAAUGUUCUUGGAGGUUGUAGCAGAUAUCUUGCCAAUGGAUCAAACAAUUGGUAUUAAAAAGAUCUUUCAUAUGAUGGACACUAACAACAAUGGAAAUUUGACCUUUGAAGAAGUCAAGGAUGGACUCCAUAUGAUUGGGCAACCUGUUCCUGAUCCAGAUGUUCAGAUGUUAAUAGAUGUCGUUAACAUGGUAUCAGAACAAGUCUAUUGGACCUGAAAACAAGAUCGAUCUGAAUUCUUUAUUUCCUUCUUCCCUUUUUUGAGUAAAGAUCAGAGAAACUCUGUCGGACGGGUCUGAGAGAAUUUUCUGGGUUCUUCUCCUCUUAUCUCUUGGUCGUGUACCAAGAAAAAUACUUGUAACUGGUUCAGCUGAAUGGUGUGAAGAAUUUAAAGGGAUUCCAACCCCUCCUAGUGGGGUCGUGUGAUCCUUUUAUAUGAUUUUUGUAGGUCUGGGAUGAUCUCUCUGUGUUGUAGCACUAAGGUCUAGUAUUUGGAUCAAAUCGAUGUUGUACCUGUAUUUUUAACAGCAGAAUUUUGUGUGGAUUUUGUUAGACAGUGUAUGCCCUUACCUCCAA